Messenger RNA from Cooperia oncophora, 465 nucleotides. The record is from the annotation of a GenBank genome assembly. NCBI's taxonomy places the organism in Eukaryota, Metazoa, Nematoda, Chromadorea, Rhabditida, Trichostrongylidae.
AUGUCGUUGAGUGCAUCACGACUUGUUCAAGCAGCAUGUGGUAGUCGUGUUGUUGUUCGGACAAUGUACCGUAACCCCUAUAUUUCUCGAUUCAAGGACAGAAGUAAAGUCUCACCGAAUUUCUACAAGAAGACAACCGGCCUCACCGGACUUUUCGUGAAUGAACAUCCUCAUCGUACUCUCAAUGUGAUAUAUUGCCGAAUCCUGAAGGCCUUGGAACAGAUCCCAGCUUCGUCUGCUUAUAGGAAAUACACGGAAGCGAUAGUGAAGCAACGUCUUGCACUAGUUCAGUCCGAGGAUAGCAUUCCAGCUUUAGAGGAGAAGAUAGGAAUGGGUCAAAUUGAGGAAGUCAUUGAGCAGGCUGAAUACGAGCUAGAAGCCGCAAGAGCCAUUAUAGAAUCGAAAGCAUGGGAACCUCUUGUCGAAGCUCCACCGAAGGGCCAGUGGGAUUGGCCAAUCGCGUAA